AUGGUCGUCGAGUUAGAGGAGUUGCUUGACGACUUGCAUCAGGAAGCUGAGACAAAUGACGUUCGCGCGGUCAUCAUCGCCAGCUCGCUGAACGAGGUCUUUUGCGCAGGUGCAGACCUGAAGGAGAGAAGUCAAAUGGAUACUGAGAGCACUCAGAGCUUCUUAAGCCACAUUCGCCGGGUCUUCUCCUCGUUGACGAGCCUCCCGAUCCCCACCAUCGCCUGCGUCUCGGGUUAUGCGCUUGGAGGUGGGUUGGAGCUCGCGCUCUGCUGCAACUUUCGCGUAUUCUCAAGCAAUGCCGUUGUCGGCCUACCAGAGACACGAUUGGCCAUCAUACCAGGGGCGGGCGGCACCUUUCGUCUGCAACAAGUGGUUGGAGCAUGCCACGCUCUGGAUAUGAUCUUGACGGGCCGUCGGGUCGGUAGCAAAGAGGCAGGACAGAUGGGGCUGUCAACCCGUACUGUUGAAGUGGGCGACGGCCACGCAGACGAUGCUGAAUCCCUGAGACGCUCGACUUUGGACGCCGGCGUGUCACUGGCGAAGGAGAUAGCUUCAGGCGGACCCCUUGCAACGAAGGCGGCGCUGCGGGCAGCGGCUGGAGCGUGUGAGGAUGCCGAGAAUGCCGCAUAUAGCUCAGUACUCAGGAGUGAAGAUCGAAACCGAGCCCUAGAGAGCUUCAGCAAGCGCGGAACGGCAUUGGAAUUGGAAUUCCUCGGCCGGUAG
Lecanosticta acicola is the source of this 723-nucleotide messenger RNA. The record is from the annotation of a GenBank genome assembly. NCBI's taxonomy places the organism in Eukaryota, Fungi, Ascomycota, Dothideomycetes, Mycosphaerellales, Mycosphaerellaceae.